GAACCAAGUACAAUUAUUGAAGAUAUACAUUCUCUCUAGGGUUUCACAAGGCUUUAGGAGCUUGUGUGUGUACUGUGUACUUUAUAUUUUAUCUCUUUUUCUACAUCGAAAACCAGUCGAUCUACAUUGUUUCCAUAAGGAUUUACGAGUUUGUGUGUGUAUCUAUAUAUUAUAUCUUUUUCUACAUCAAAAUACAUUCUCUCUAGGGUUUAUCACAAGGCUUUACGUGUUUGUGUAGAUAUACAUACAUAUGUAUGUAUGUAUGUAUAAGUUGCAUUGGAGAUGGCUUCGCUAGAGGUGUUAUCGGCUAGUCUUGAACUUACAGAGCAGAAAAAGAACAGCCUUCGAAAGGCGAUUCUUUUGUUGGCGCUUGAAUGGAAGGAUUUCGAAAAGCAUUUGGAAUCUAUUCAACAGGCCUUCGAAGAAUCUUGGUGUAAAAUCGAUUCGAAAGAGAAGCAUUUGGAGUUAAUUCGAAAAUCAGCCAUUGAAAGCAACGAGGAAGUUGAAUUGCUUCGGAUUUCGGUCAGAGAACGGUUUGAGGAACUUGAAGUUAAAGAGAAGGAGUUCAGGUUGUUUCAGCAAAAGCACAUUAGAGAGUUCAAAUUGAAAGAGGAGAAGUUGGGUUCUAUUCGAAAAUCGGUAGAGGAACGCUUGCGGGAGGUUGAAUUGCGAGAGGAAAAAUUAUGCGUUCACCAGAAGUUAGUAGAGGGGCUUUUUGAGAAACUUGAAUUGAAGCAUAAGCAAUUUGAACCUAUUCAGAGAUUGAUGAACGAACGGUUCAAAGAGAUCAAUGUGAAAGAGAAGCACUUUGAAAGUCGUUCGAGAGAACUGCAUUUGAUUCAGGAUUGGAUAGAGAGACGUGCCAAAGAGCUUGAUACUAAAGAGGAAUCUUUGGAAGAACGAUGUAAGGAACUCGAAGUAAAGGAGAAGCAUUUGGAUUCUGCUAAAAAGUUGAAUGAUGAAUGGUCUGGAAAACUUGAUUCCAGAGGGAAGAAAUUUGACUUAAUCGAAAAUUUUGGCCCUCAGUGCUUCAAGGAUUUUCAAUUGGAAAAGAAGCAAUUGAAGUCGAAAGAAAAUUUGCUCGAGCAACGCUCUAAGGAGCUUGAAUUAAAAGAGAAGCAACUUGAAGAUCGGUCCAAAGAACUUCAAUUGAAAGAGGAGAAAUUUGCCAACGUCCUUCAUUCAAGUGAAGAGAUUGAGCAGCCAGAAUAUAUGCCACCCGAUAAUAGGAUGGAUUGUUCAUAUGCAGAUAUUCCAUUAUGUAUGACUAUGGAUGGGAAGAGUCUGCAGAUUUUCCUCAAUGAGCGCUCGAACAGGCAUGAUGCGAUGUCUGGUGGAAUUUGCAGGGCUCUUCGGUUGUGGUUGGAUUCUGCAAAGCUAGUUCUAAAUGCAAUGGAAGGGUUUUACCCUCCGCAUUUGAAGAAGGGAGAUACAGAGUUCGAAGGCAAUGUAGUUAGGAGGAGUUGCAUUCUUUUGUUAGAGCAGUUGAUGACAAUUUCACCACUGAUUCGACCUCAGGUGAAAGAAGCGGCAUUGAAACUUGCACAUGAGUGGAAGGUGAAAAUGGGAACAGCUGUUAAGAACUCAUUGGAGGUGUUGGGUUUCUUGCAGCUUCUGGCUUCCUACAAAUUAACCUCUCAGUUUGAUGCGGAUGAGCUUUGGAAUCUAUUUGAGAUUGUUGCUGAGCAUAAGGCAGCCCCUAAAUUAUGUCAGGUGCUUGGUUUUGCAGAUAAGAUUUCUGAUUUCAUCCAAAAACUUAUAGAAAGGGAGCAGUGGCUUGCGGCUAUCAAGUACAUUUAUGCUUAUGGCCUUGUUGAAAAGUUCCCACCAGUACCUCUCCUGAAAGGCUACUUGACCUAUUCAGAGGAGAUUGCCAAUAAAAUAUGCAACAAGGGGAACAAUUCUCUUGAAGCACAGGAUAGGGCGACAAAGCGAGAAGUAUAUGCUCUGACAGCUGUAAUCAAAUGCAUUACAGAUCAUGGUCUUGAAUCUGAUUUCUCGGCCAAAAACCUUAAAACACGUAUUGAAAAGCUAGAAAGGAAAAAUGCAGACCGGAGUGUUGUUGUGCCACACCCUGCAUCUGAGGCUCAAGCUCAAGAGCGAGCUAGGAAAAAAUUUAUUACGCCAACCCCUGCCCCUUCAUCUGAGGCUCAACCGCAAAAAGAAUAUGGGAAAAAAUGUAUUGCCCCUGCUUUUUCAUCUGAGGCUCAACCGCAAAAGCAAGCUGGGGAAAAUUGUAUUAACCCUGAAUCUGAGGCUAAAGUGCAAAAGAAAGCUGAAAAAAAGCGUAUUGCACCAACCCCUGCCUCUGCCUCCAAUACUCAACCGCAACAUCAGCUAGCGAAAAAACGUCCUCGGAAAGCUAUAUCAAAAGCAGCAGCCUCGAGGGCUCCUGAUGGUUCUGCUUAUCCUGUUCACUCAACACAUCCUCCUCCUCAACGCCCGGCAUGCUUUUUUUCAGAACAAGGUGCACCUGAUUUAAGGCCACCUGCUGAAUACUGUAGGCCAAGGGGAUCCACUCCUUAUUACAUAUGAGUGAUUUAAAUGGGCAGUAUGGAACUAUGGAUUGGGUGCCCCUGCUAACAGGGGCGCCAGGUACGCAUCACUUGUUUCAUCCAUGGCGCUAUCCCUAUCCCCAACCAUAAUGACCCCGGUCACCUUGUAGACACACCAAAUACAAUAGUAUCAUCCAUGGCGCUAUCCCUAUCCCCAACCGUAAUGCCCCGGUCACCUUGUAGACACACCAAAUGCAAUAGGCAAGCGUGACUGUGUCUAUGUUAUUCAACCUGAAUGCAUCCAUCUUCCUAUCAUUGAAGUGCUUCCUAGGCUAAAUUUUAUUGAUGGUAAAAUCUUGGAAGCUUCUCCAUCUCUGUGAUCUUGUCAUUCCUCCAUCGCUGUGAUUUGGUCAUUGGAGACCAAUCGUAUUGUACAUAUUUUUUAUUUUUUAUUUUUAUGUUUUCAAUUGUACAUUAUUAUCUUGUAUCCUAUUAAAAUUCUCAGUAAAGAGUUGUUUCUGUUU
Molecule: messenger RNA, 3019 nt
Organism: Cornus florida
Lineage: Eukaryota; Viridiplantae; Streptophyta; Magnoliopsida; Cornales; Cornaceae
Product: FRIGIDA-like protein 1
Exons: 3
Coding region: 283-2535 (750 amino acids)
Source: RefSeq, a predicted model, not a curated record